Molecule: messenger RNA, 4185 nt
Organism: Physella acuta
Lineage: Eukaryota; Metazoa; Mollusca; Gastropoda; Physidae
Biological process (GO): regulation of transcription by RNA polymerase II
Cellular component (GO): nucleus
Molecular function (GO): DNA-binding transcription factor activity, RNA polymerase II-specific; RNA polymerase II cis-regulatory region sequence-specific DNA binding
Source: RefSeq, a predicted model, not a curated record
GCGAGUGAUGUCACAGUCGAUGGAUAUCUCAUCUACAUGGUGAACUUAAUUCUGUGAUUACAGGCUCUAGGGAACGUGGAAUAUUCUAGACAUUUUCAAAGCGUGACCAUGACCUACCAGACCAACAUCCACAUCAAGGAGGAGCCCAGAUCUCCUGCCAGCACGACAGACAUGAGUCACCUGGCAGCGGCCACCAGCGUUGACCAGCACCACAUGGCCGGCUCAGUGCUCACCUACAGAAGGCCCGGCCCCCCGGGAUACGACCCCGUCUCCCCAGAACCAAAGUACAGCUCGCACGUAGGGAUGGGUCGGGCUGUGGACUUUGGUCAGUUGAACUUUGACCCCAAGAACUCUCUGAAGGAAGUGAUCCUGUCCAGGAGGAGGGCGAGAGGGGAGGACGAGAUGGAGGUCAAGUUUGAGGAGCCCAAACACUACGAGCUGACGCAGGCGGACAUUGAGAGGAGAGAACGACGACGGGAACAGAACCGCCGGGCGGCCAAACGGUGCCGGAACAAGAAGAAGGAGAUCCAGAGCUACGUCUCAAAGGAGACAGAGAAGAUGAGCCACGAGAACCACCUCCUCCAGCAAGAGAUCGUCAAGCUGAAGGGCGAGGUGCAGCGUCUGGAGCAGAUCAUCGUCUGCCACUACACGUCUGGCUGCACCUUCAAGGACGAGAGGGUCGAGCGCAUGCUGGCAGACGGCAUGACGUCACACUUGCCGCAGCCAGGCCUGCAAGAGGCGGCCGGUGCCAGCGUGCUGGAGAGGGAGCAGCUCUGUCAUGAGGAGCUGCAGUACGAGGUCUCUGCUAACGAGCUCACCUACCCAGAGGAUCACGUGUUGCCCGUCAACAACCUGCCCAGCUGGGACUUUGUUAAUUUAAAUCCCGAUCCCCAGUUUGCGGCCCUGGCUGGGGCUCAAGACCCCUGCACUUACGACCCCUGCUCAACCAAUAUACCUACGUCAUUUGAUCCCACACGAUACGACACUUCAACCAACCUACCUCUGACGUCACACGAUGAAGCGCCCCCCUCCACCCUCAUGUCGUGUGUGAACCCUAACCUGGUGCAACAGCAGUCCUUCGCAGUCAAACUCCCCCACACCCUGGCUACCACCCCCAAGCUCCCCCACAUAGAGGCCAUGCUCUACCAUCAGCAGACCACACACGCUGGUGGCAUGAACCAGAUGAACGAGUAUGACGUCAGCAACGGUUCCUACGUCAGCUGCCCGUACCGGUACCUCUCGUCAGAACCGGACCAGAGGAGUGAGUUCUCCUAACGCUAGGCUCGUUCUCGUCUCAUGCUGCAGUUUGCUGGAUGUCGUGUUGGGCUAGCUUGUUGGACGACACCAUGUGACUCUGUAUGACAACACUCUAGGACAAUGUAGGACACUUUAGGACACCCUAUACGACACUCCAGGACACCCCAGGACACCAAUAAAAACGUUACCACCAGGAAGUUCAAGCGCCUUAUCAGAUCUCGUGUUGCCUGAUCUCAUCACGUGACUGUUGAUCCAGUCACGUGACAACCGACCUCACCACGUGACAACAGACCUCACCACGUGACAACAUAGCUAGUCACGUGUGUACAGUUGUGACUUUGUACAGCCGAUUGUCUUUUACCAACCGUUCCCAAGCCGGAUGUUGGCCGCAAUAUUCAAGUCUUGUACAUACAACUUUCCAUUGUUGUGUGUAAACAUACAGCAAAUUCUUGUACAUACAACUUUCCAUUGUUCUAUGUAAACAUACAGCUACAUUUCCUAAUGAUAUUUCCCUCAGUGUACUGUUAUUUUAUGCUUGACACGUUUUUCUUAACUCAUGGAAGUUUUGUUACAUGUUUUACACCUGCUGUAUAUAGUCUACCUAGUGUAUAAUAUAGAGUACCUUUUAUAUAAUCUACCUGUUGUACACAGUCUACCUGAUGUAGUCUACCUGUUGUACACAGUCUACCUGUUGUACACAGUCUACCUAUUGUACACAGUCUACCUGUUGUACACAGUCUACCUGUUGUAUAUAGUCUACCUGUUGUACAUAGUCUACCAGUUGUACACAGUCUACCUUAUGUAUAUAGUUGUACAGAAGAGUUUAUCAACAAUUGAUAUUAUCACCUUAUACAUUUAUGAUAUUUAUUUCAUGGGGCGAAUCUUAUUAUUUACUUUUUUCUUAUAUCUCAACGAUUUUGAAUUUUCAAAUGAAAAACAAAACCCACACACACGCAUAUUCAAACUCAUGUAAAUACAACACACAUACACACAUUAACAACACAUACACGCUCAAACACACCACCUCCCUAACAUACCUCAUGAUAAUAAAAGGAUCUAGCUUUUCGGUUAUCAAUGGGGGGGGGGGGCGAAGCCUUAGUUUCCAUGCCAUAUCUAUACAGAUCUAUAUAUAAAAAAAAAUAUAUAAAAAAAAAUAUAUAUAAAUAUAUAUAUAAAUAUAAAAAGAUGUGUUGAAUUUGAUAGGCUCCCUUCGCUUUUCUAAAAAAAAAAAAAAUUUAAUUUGGGAGGGCUGUGCCCUCCUUACACCUCGAUAGAUUCGCCUAUGCCCAUCUGACGUGUGUAGCUUGCGUGUUGUUACAUGUGUGUUGUGAGUUAUCUCCUGUUGGCCACCGUGUGUGUGUUCACUGGCUCAUUUAGCCAAGUUUGAUUGGACAAAAGUCUGAUGUGUCAUACCAUUUACCAAAAGCCACCUACCAUUUAUUUGGUAUAAAAGUCUGAUGUGUCAUACCAUUUACCAAAAGCUACCUACCAUUUAUUUGGUAUAUUUUUAUCUUGCUCAGACCAAACAUUUUAAAACUACAAUUUUCGAUGAUUUAUUCUUUUUCCGCGAAGAAUGACGACUGCUUGACUCCGCGAAGAAUAUUAGCUCUCAGGGAUUUCCGCGAAGUUUAGAUGUGUUUUCUAUUGUAUUCUGCUAAUUUAAACGCUGUUGUUGUUGAUUUCAAAUGACAUCGCCAUAUAAUUGGGAGAUAUUAAAAUCUUUGUAAGUAGCAAAUAUUUGUUAAUACUGAAAUAAUUUUCAUGUGUAAGAUAAUUUGCAAGUAAUAUUCUCUGUGCCAUAUUUUUUUCCAGAAGAGCAAAAUUUUAAAAAUUAAAACAAACUUCGGUAUACUUGCAUCAUUAUAUUCUAAUUUAAACCUGUACAUUAGUUUUUUUAAAUGCCUGUACACAAGACAUUAUUGUUUUAAACAUGUUUGUUAAUGAGGUCAUACAACUUGACAUGUACGACCCGUGUCACCUGACCACACAUGACCUUGACCUGUGUGACCACACAUGACCUUGUUAUAUGUUUUUAAAGCCAGUUGUGAUUAUUUAUUCCAGUCAAAUAUGGAGUUUCCCUCUGUGGGUUCUGGGUACCCCUGUGAAAUUUGGUAUCACUGUGAUGCAUGGGUACCCUGUGGAAUCUAGGUGCCCUUGUAAAAUAUGGGUACCACUUUGGAAUCUGGAUAACCCAGUAAUUAUGGGUAUCCCAUUAAAAUAUGGGUACCCCAGUAAAAUAUGGGUACCCCAUUAAAAUAUGGGUACCCCAUUAAAAUAUGGGUACCCCAGUAAAAUGGUACCUCAGUAAAAUAUGGAUAACCCAGUAAAAUAUGGGUACCCCUGUAAAAUCUGGGUACCCCUGUAAAAUAUGGGUACCCCUGUAAAAUCUGGGUACCCACUGAGGGUGACUCAGCUAGUCCCGACCUGUAUAUAUCUUAUUUAUUGCACCCUAAUAUGCAUUGAACUUGAAAUGAUGAGUAGCAUUCCUGCGGGCAGUUGUAGAUUGAUCUUGACCUGCAAAUGAUAUGUUUUGUCGAGAUCAAACUUAGAUCAAACCUAGAUCUAACCUAAUUUGAGAUAAUGUAAUUCUUGAUCCGGUUUUUAAAUUAGUAAUAAGUUUUCUGUCUAGUUUUAAAUUUUAAAUAAUCAACUAAUUAACUUUUUUCAUUAGUUUUGUGCCUUAACUUCAGAAAAUGUUUGCUUAGCCAUAUAUUUCUAAAUAUUUCAGAUGAUUUUUUUUUUUACUUCUUAGUUUAAGUCUUGAACUAUUAAAGAAAUUUCUAUGUUUUGCUCAAGUUAAUAAAUGUAAGGUUAUUGUACAUUGAAAUAAAGAAAGAGGUUAAUAUUUUGCUCAAGUUAUACAUGUAAGGUUGUUGUACAUUGAAAUAUUACUACGAUAUUUGUUCACCUACAUGAAUAAAAGUUGAA